This is a messenger RNA of Solanum verrucosum, 1184 nucleotides long. RefSeq names its product glycosyltransferase BC10-like. The record is from RefSeq and is a predicted model, not a curated record. NCBI's taxonomy places the organism in Eukaryota, Viridiplantae, Streptophyta, Magnoliopsida, Solanales, Solanaceae. Gene Ontology annotation, cellular component: membrane. Gene Ontology annotation, molecular function: glycosyltransferase activity. Bases 20 to 1141 code for a protein of 373 amino acids. The transcript is spliced from 2 exons.
GAAAGUUGAGUUUGGGAAUAUGGGGAUUUUGGAGAAUGGCAAAGACAACAAGCCUUUAUCAUUGAAAGUGCUUCAGUUUCUCUUGUUGUUUUUGGGUUUAGGAAUUGCUUUAUCAAUUUUAAGUAUGUGUAUGCUUAGAUUUGCAGAAUUGAAGAAUGUACUCCCUGUGGUUCAAUCGAGAAUAAAUCCAUGUUUUCAACGACAAAAUAGUUUAGAGAAUUGGAUUAGGCCUCUAUCAAACUUGCAUCAUUCAAUGAAUGAUGCUGAGCUUUUCUGGAGAGCUUCAUUUGUUCCUCAAAUGAAAAAAUUGCCUUUUAAGAGAACGCCUAAAAUCGCGUUCUUGUUCUUAACUAGGGGCUCUCUGCCUUUGGCUCCGUUGUGGGAGAGGUUCUUCAAGGGGAAUGAAGAGCUUUAUUCAAUCUACAUUCAUAAUUUGCCAUCUUACAAACCUGAUUUCCCAACUUCAUCUGUGUUUUAUGGCAGGCAAAUUCCUAGUCAGGUGGCAGAGUGGGGGGAUAUUAGCAUCACUGAUGCUGAAAGACGGCUUCUUGCUAAUGCAUUGCUUGAUAUCUCCAACGAAUGGUUUAUAAUCCUAUCAGAGUCGUGCAUUCCUCUCCACAACUUCAGUGUUAUCUAUCGAUACAUAUCAGAAUCCAGGUACAGCUUUGUGAGUGUGUUUGAUGAUCCUAGAUCUGUUGGAAGAGGGCGUUACAAUUGGAAGAUGUCACCUGUGGUUAAAAUCACUCAAUGGCGUAAAGGAUCUCAGUGGUUUGAAGUUAACAGGAAAUUGGCUGUUGACAUUGUUACAGAUGAGGUAUACUACCCCAAAUUUAAACAGUUCUGCAAACCAUCAUGCUAUGUUGAUGAACACUAUUUCCCAACAAUGCUGCACAUCCAAUCCCCUCAUCUCCUGACAAAUACGAGUCUCACUUGGGUAGACUGGCAUAGAGGUGGUGCUCAUCCUGCUACAUUUGGAAAGGCUGAUGUUACAGAUAAGUUUCUCAAGCAACUUUCGGAAGGCCAGAGGACGUGUGUCUACAAUAACCAGACGACUUCAUAUUGUCUCCUUUUUGCUAGAAAAUUUUCUCCUAGUGCAUUAGAUCCUUUAUUAAAACUCUCGUCCAAGUAUCUAGGCUUCUGAAACUCCAUUGCUUUGUGAUCUGAUAUAUUCAAGUAUAAAAAUC